AUGUAUCGCAAGCAGCUCGGGUCUCUUUUCUUGACCACUGCGGCUGUGAUCGUGCCCGUGGUGACGGGACUCGGCCAGCAGCCCGUCAUCAGCUUCACCAGCGUAGAUGGCGCCGUUCAGCUCGCAGGCGGCUCUAUAGCCGCGCCGCAGAUUCUGGUUGCCGACAAUGAAUACUGGGGCGUCAUUCGCGCCGCUGGAGAUUUGGCCAAGGACUUUGGUCGUGUCACUGGGACAAAUUAUACGCUUAGCAAUGGCAAUGCCGAUGCGAGCCCUGCGUCUUAUGAGUAUCAUCCUGCUGCCGCAAAUUUCACAGUGUACUCGACCAAUGGCACAGCAUAUUUUUCAGGACCCGAAUACUCGGACCCCUCCGCCGCCGAUACCGUAAUCAUCGCCGGAACGAUCGGACAUUCCCAGAUCAUUGACGACUUGAUCGCAAGUGGCAAACUUGACGUAUCAGAGAUUCAAGGUCAAUGGGAAUCCUUUGUGUCAAAAGUGGUAGACAGCCCAAUCAACGGCUCCGAAAGCGCCGUCGUGAUUGCCGGCAGUGAUCCGCGCGGUGUCAUCUUUGGUCUCUACGACAUUAGCGAGCAGAUUGGCGUCAGCCCGUGGUACUGGUGGGCAGAUGUACCGAUUCGACAAAACAAGGACAUCUGGUUCCUACCAGAGGGCAAAGUCCAGGGACCACCUUCGGUGAAAUACCGCGGCUUCUUUCUCAAUGAUGAACAACCUGGCCUGUCUGGGUGGGUGCGUUCAAACUACCCAGACACUCCCUUUGGAGAUGGCUACAACAAGGACUUUUAUGCAAACGUCUUUGAGAUCCUCUUACGACUGCGCGCCAACUACCUGUGGCCGGCACUAUGGGGCACCAUGUUCGAGGUCGAUGAUCCUGCAAACCAACCUCUGGCUGAUGCAUGGGAAAUUGUUCUGGGGAGUUCCCACACUGAGCCCAUGAUGCGCGCUCAGAAUGAGUUUGGUACCUUUUACAUCAAUGAAGGUCUCGGCCCGUGGGCGUACAACUUAAACAACAAGACAAUCGACGAAUACUUUGUGUACGGCGCCCAACGAGCCAAGCCAUAUGCGCGAAACAGCCUAUGGACCAUGGGCAUGCGCGGCACGGGCGACACGGCCAUUGAAGGCCUGGGCAACCAAGCCAUCGUGAGCAUGCUCGAGACGUUGGUCGCACACCAGAGACAGAUCAUCGAGGACGUUCUCGAGACCGACGUUACCGACGUGCCGCAAAUGUGGUGUCUGUACAAGGAGGUGGCGAGCUACAUUCUCGACGGUCUCGAGGUGCCCGACGACAUUACGCUGCUGUGGGCCGACGACAACUGGGGCAACGUGCGCCGGGUCCCGCUCCUCAACGAGACGGGCCGGGCCGGCGGCGCGGGCGUGUACUAUCACUUUGACUAUGUCGGCGACCCGCGCAACUACAAGUGGAUCAACACGAUUCAGCUGCAAAAGACGGCCGAGCAGAUGCAGCUUGCCCAUGCUCACGGUGCCGACCGCAUCUGGAUCGUCAAUAUCGGCGACCUCAAACCGCUUGAGCUUCCUCUCAGCCACUUUCUCGAUAUUGCUUAUGAUGCUGACAAGUGGGGUGUCGAUAACACGACCGACUGGCUCACGGCUUGGGUCGCCCGUGAGUUUGGCCCGGAUUUCGCGGAAGAAAUCACCGAUGUUCUCACGCGGUACGGCAUGUACGCUGCACGGAGAAAGUAUGAGCUGAUUGAGCCGUACGUAUAUUCAGUCGUCAACUACAACGAAGGAGAUGCCAUCUUGGAACAAUGGGACGCUCUUGCUGCGGAUGCGCAGUCCAUUCAUGACAAGCUGGAUGAGAAUGAACAGGCGGCCUUCUUUGAAAUGGUCUUGCAUCCGGUCCUUGGUGGGCAGAUUGUCCACAAGGUGCAUAUCGGCGCUGAGAAGAAUGCCGUCUAUGCCAACCAGCACCGAAGCUCUGCUAAUGACGUGGCGAUGCAAGUUUUGGCAGACUUUAAUGCCGAUGGGGAUUUGACGGCGCAAUGGGAUAGUCUGUUGGAUGGCAAGUGGGAGCACAUGUUGGAUCAGACCCAUUUUGGUUACGAUGGAUAUUGGCAACAGCCAAUGAGGAACGUUGCCCCGGCCUUGUCCUUUGUCCAAUUCGCAGUCUCUGCAGUCUCGGGAUCCGUGGGUAUAGCAGUCGAAGGACUCAAUGCCAGCAUUCCCGGCGACGACAAAUACCACACCAACUCUGGAAAAUACCUGACACUGCCACCACUCGACCCCUACGGUGUUGCCACGAGAUGGUUCGACGUCUUUUCCCGAGGCACUGUAUCAUGCGACUGGCAGGCAGAAACAGACCAGCCUUGGGUCAAACUCUCUCAGUACAGUGGCACGGUUGGGCCUAAUAAUGGCACAGAUACUCGUGUUUAUGUGUCUAUAGACUGGGCUUCGGCGCCGCAGAUUGUCAACAACACUGUCAGCAACAUCAACUUUACUACAGGAUGUGGCCACAGCGGGUUUGCGACUUGGUACGGCUCCCCAUAUAUACAGUUACCAAUCAAUCUCCGCAGUGUCCCAUCCAACUUCACAACCGGGUUUGUGGAGUCUGACAAGUAUAUUGCCAUUGAGGGUCCCAACUAUCAGAGGAUCUACACACCGUUGAGUAACACCAGCUCCGACGUCACGUACCAUACUCUCAAGGACUAUGGACGGACAUACGGCGGUGUGACCCUAUGGCCACAGGACGCCGACCAGGUAACACCAGAGACUGGCCCGGCGCUCGAGUACGACCUGUACCUCUUUACCAACACCUCCAACGUCAACGUGACGCUGUACCUCAGCCCGACACAAAACUACCUCUCGGACCGAAACCCGCUCCACUUUGCCGUGUCGCUCUUCCCAAGCGGCGGCGCCGCAGCGCCCGCAACCACGGUACGCUUCAUAGGCGACAGCGUGGGCGCCGACCUGCCCCCAUCAUGGGGAUACGCCGUCGGCGACGCCGUCUGGGGCCACCACCCGAGCCACAACACCACGACGCGGUGGAACGUGACGCAGGAGGGCGCGCACACGCUGCGCGUCUGGGGUCUGGCGCCCAGCGUCGUGGUGCAAAAGGUUAUCGUCGACCUCGGCGGCGUGCGGCCUAGUUAUCUGGGCCCGCCCGAGAGUUUCUUGGUCGGUCGCGAUGUCGAGGGCGAGUUUAAUGUUACGAGUUUUGCCAACCAGGCUGCGGUGCUUGGUGCGCUUGGUAGCUAG
This is a messenger RNA of Pestalotiopsis fici W106-1, 3228 nucleotides long. RefSeq lists its product as uncharacterized. The coding region runs from base 1 to 3228 and encodes 1075 amino acids. Lineage: Eukaryota; Fungi; Ascomycota; Sordariomycetes; Amphisphaeriales; Sporocadaceae. The transcript is spliced from 3 exons. The record is from RefSeq and is a predicted model, not a curated record.